This is a messenger RNA of Paramuricea clavata, 1200 nucleotides long. The record is from the annotation of a GenBank genome assembly. NCBI's taxonomy places the organism in Eukaryota, Metazoa, Cnidaria, Anthozoa, Malacalcyonacea, Plexauridae.
AUGACAGCAUCGUGGGUUAAAGAAACUCAAGAAAGCCUGUAUCAAAUCAGGCACUACCUGAAGUCAGAUUUCAAGAUACAUAUCAGUCUUGAAAACCAAUGUGCAGAUCAUUGUCUCACAUAUGCUCUAUCGGAUUCUACGUUGGAAUUCAAGAAGAAAAGCUUUCAUAAGCACAACAUGACAUGUGAUCGCUGUGACAUGUCAAAAGACACAUUGUCUGCAAUAAGAACUGCUGUAUCAUCAAAGAAUGUAACAAUGAGGUUAGUAUCAUUUUACGUGAACAUUUUUCACGGGCGAAAUAGUUUAAAGCAUGGAAUUGUAAAUUAAUAUUUGCAUAUCUUACAAUUAUCAUGGUUAAAGUACGGAUUUGUCUUUAAAGUGAAGAAACCAAAGAGGAGACAGUGCAUGCUUUAGAUGCCGCAGUCCAAAAGAUUCAGUUUUGGAAAGAACACAUAUUGCGAAGUGUACACCAGAAUACAGCAAAGAACAUUAUUCUUGAAGAAAUGAAGCCCAAUCAAGUGCUAAUGGUUUGCCGAAUGGUUUGGGAAGAAAGAUCGUCCAUGGCUUGUUUGUGCCGUAAUAUUCAAGAAACCAGAUGAAGAUCUUGAGGUAUAAGUAUGUCCUGUUUUUGUGUUUUCAAUUUGCACAGAGCUUAGUUGGCAACAAAGUUUCAUCAGUUUGACACACGAGAAAAGUAGAGUUUAAAUAUUUUUCUUUGUAAGAAUAGGUCAAAACAUUUUCCCAUUUGUUCGACAAGAUUGGUUCUCAGUGGCAUGGAUUAUCGAAAAUGUCUUGUCAAAUUUAAAAGAAAGUUAUCCCGAAAUCUCCGAAGCGUUUCUUAGAUCCGAUAAUGCAGCAUGUUAUCACUGUGAUCCGUUAAUGCUUUCUAUUCCGGGGAUUUCCAAACGAACUGGGAUUGAAAUUAGGCGAUAUAACUUCAGUGAUGCACAAUCUGGAAAAGAUAUCUGUGACAGACGAAUAGCAUGCGCGAAAAGCCACAUACGCCGUUUUUUAAAUGAACGGAACAACAUCACCACUGCAUCAGAUAUGAAGAAAGCUCUUGAUUCCUACGGUGGCGUCAAAGGGUACAGAACUUUUGUGGUUAGCAUCGACAGAACCAAGCAGCAAAUCGCAAAGCACAAGUCGACAGGAAUAACACUGAUCAACAACUUUGAAUUUCUGGAACCGGGAAUUAAUUAA